UUGUGUCUAAUUUCCUUAUAAACUACAAGUACGAUAUAAUGGAACAGUCUGCGUUGUUACUGCGUAAACAACUGGCAGAGCUCAACAAGAACCCGGUGGAGGGCUUUUCCGCGGGUCUUGUCAGUGGCGACAACUUCUACAAGUGGGAGGUGGUCGUCCUCGGGCCUCAGGACACCUUGUAUGAAGGUGGAGUCUUCAAGGCCACGCUGACCUUCCCCCGGAACUAUCCCCUGAGGCCUCCCAAGAUGAAGUUCGUCACAGAAAUCUGGCAUCCGAACGUGGCGAAGAACGGCGAAGUCUGCAUCUCCAUCCUGCACGCGCCUGGCGAGGACAAAUACGGCUAUGAGAGGCCCGAGGAGCGCUGGCUGCCGAUCCACACAGUGGAGACCAUCAUGAUCAGCGUAAUAUCCAUGUUGGCAGACCCCAAUGGAGAGUCUCCUGCCAACGUCGAUGCUGCUAAAGAGUGGAGGGACGACCCCGAUGGAGUCUUUAAGAGGAACGUGGCCCGAUGUGUGAGGAUGAGUCAGGAGUCAGCGUUUGACUAAGGCCUCCAUCCACGCAGAAAACAAAUAUAAUCAUUCUUCUUUGUCGUUUUCUUUAAAGCUUACGGCAUCCAAACCACUCUAGACACUGUAGUACAUAUGCCAGGCCUGUACGUGGUGCUACAGCAGUAGACCAGACAAAACACAAGAAGAAGACGAUGGAGAUUAGCGAGAGCAAGAGAGGUGGGACUAUGACAUCAUCAAGUAGCGCAUUGGUAAUCAACACUGCGGACAGUCCCUAAAGUCUCUGAGAAGAAAAAGAGCAACUUUAACUGUCCCACUGCCUUAGCUGCAGGUUAUCUUGGGGCAAACGCAUCAGCUUCUCCUUUCUCUUCCUCUUCGUGUCUUCUUCUCAUUCCCCUCGUUGUCCGUCUUCUUCUCUUUCUUCUUCUUCGUCUCUUUCCUAGUAACCCCCCCCCCCGGUCCUCCUUUGGCACCGGAGUCCGUGGUAAAAAAAGAAAGAAUAGGAAAAAAAAGAAAGUCUGGGAGUAUUUCUAACUCCAGAACAGAAGAUGGCAGUAAUGCAACAUCAUGGAUGCAAGCUGCCGUUAAAACCCCAUAGAAGAAGAAGCAGAAGAAGAUGAACAGCUGUGGACAAUCUCGAGGUUAUAGAAAGGGAUAAAGUUCACAAAGGUACAAGUCGGGAGGUCUGGGGAACAGAACAGUUGACAAAUUAGUGAAAAUGAAUCAUGUAUCGAAACUGACUGUGACUGGUGAAGAAAAUCAUGAAAAUCAAACUGUCCGGAAAUUCCCAUAUGAAUGAAUGGGCAGCAAAGAUUCCUCCCACUGAACGUCCUGCCACUGACAAACGUGUCUUGUGUCGUACAUCCACACGUGCGGAACAACCGCAUAUAAUAUAUAUAUAUAUAUAUAU
Solea solea (common sole) is the source of this 1416-nucleotide messenger RNA. RefSeq names its product ubiquitin-conjugating enzyme E2 G1-like. Gene Ontology annotation, molecular function: ubiquitin conjugating enzyme activity. The transcript has a single exon. Gene Ontology annotation, biological process: protein polyubiquitination; proteasome-mediated ubiquitin-dependent protein catabolic process. The record is from RefSeq and is a predicted model, not a curated record. NCBI's taxonomy places the organism in Eukaryota, Metazoa, Chordata, Actinopteri, Pleuronectiformes, Soleidae. The coding region runs from base 39 to 545 and encodes 168 amino acids.